Messenger RNA from Culex quinquefasciatus (southern house mosquito), 1094 nucleotides. RefSeq lists its product as uncharacterized. Lineage: Eukaryota; Metazoa; Arthropoda; Insecta; Diptera; Culicidae. The transcript is spliced from 3 exons. Bases 83 to 1054 code for a protein of 323 amino acids. The record is from RefSeq and is a predicted model, not a curated record.
GCAAAUGUCGGAACGUCAAGAGUCGUGGUGGGUGAUGGUUUCAGCGAAACGGUAGAGUUGUUCAGUGUGAAGGUCACCGGAAAUGAAGUACGAAGCAAUUUCCCUUCUGGCCUUGCUGGUGCAUCCGAUUGGGAGUCUGGCGGUUGACAUAUUUGACGGCAUAGAGGACGGAGUCAGUGAACCAGCAGAAGAUUCAUUCGAUGUAACGGUUAAGGACGAACCGGAAAAUGUCCCAAAAAAGUGCGUCAAAGACAUCAUACCAGACGAUUCGAUAAGUUUCAAGUCGAAAGCUCUCCAAAAGCUUCAGAAUCUACCAAAUGAAGUUCCUCAAGCUCCUCCACUUCCAAAGUUGGGUCAAUUCUGGACCCAAAUAACCACAAUCUUUCAGCAACCAACUUUCGGCGAAAAGGUUGAGGAGGCAAAGCAGGUCUUCAACCACUAUCGUGCCCUGAUUAAGGCAUUCAGCGACGAGUGGUUAGAGUUCUUCACCAAAAAUCGUCAGGAUGCGAUCGAAAACGUUCAAAAGGUCAUCCAAGACACGAACCAGGAAAUUAAGAGCUUUUUCACAAGAAAGUUCAGCGAAUUUGACGGAUUGUGCCUGCCGGAAGACAAUGAGUGUCUGCAAAGUGUCCAGAACAGCUUAAAGGAGUACUCCAAAAAGGUCGAGGAAAAUACGGCGGCUUGCGGUGAGUUUGUCGAUCGUCAGCUCGAUCAACACGAUCAACUGGUCGCGGACGAGCAGAAGAAGCUGGAAUCGGGGAUGCUGCGGAUCGACGGUUGCUUCCAGAAGAAGGAAUUUCUCGGUGAAGUUAUGGCUUGCGUUGGAAGUGUGGCGGCCAACUUUUUCCACCAAACCUCGCAAGCCACGCAAAAGUUCGCCACCGUGAUGGGCAAAGCUUCGGCCAGCGUAAGGAACCGGCUGGGCCGCUUCCGGACCUGUGUCGUCGAGAGGAAGCGGCUGCUGGCCGGGGGCCAGAACCAGAUUGCCGAAAAGGCCACAGCUUGUCUGAAAGCGCAAAAGUCGUCGUCGUCGGGGGCUGGUUUGUUUCAGUAGUGGGGGUGUGGUGAGUGUGUAAAAUAGAUACAGUCUGGCG